UGUAAAGCCUUCUUCAAAAGAACUAUACAAGGAAAUAUAGAAUACUCCUGCCCAGCUAGUGGAGAAUGUGAAAUAACUAAAAGAAGACGUAAGGCCUGCCAAGCUUGCCGAUUCCAAAAAUGUUUAAGAGUUGGCAUGCUUAGAGAAGGUGUUAGAUUAGAUCGUGUACGAGGUGGACGACAGAAAUAUAAACGUGGAAUAGAUUGUCAACCAGUCUUACAACCC
Molecule: messenger RNA, 225 nt
Organism: Lottia gigantea (owl limpet)
Lineage: Eukaryota; Metazoa; Mollusca; Gastropoda; Lottiidae
Exons: 3
Biological process (GO): regulation of DNA-templated transcription
Molecular function (GO): sequence-specific DNA binding; zinc ion binding; DNA-binding transcription factor activity
Source: RefSeq, a predicted model, not a curated record